AUGCGUUUCACUGCCAACACCCUUUGGGCUGUUCUCUUCGCCCUCGGCACUGCCAGCCAGGCCACCGCCCACCAGCGCCGCAUGGCUUACCGCCGUGCCGGCGAGCACAACAUGGUCGCUAGGGACGUUACCUACACUCCUGAUGCCACCCAGGCCUCUGCCGACGUCACUACCGAAGCUAUUCCUACAGACGCCACGACCACGUACGACUCACAGUCGGCAUCGGCUGACCCCACGCCGGCGGCCGCCAACGAGGUGGCCUCAGCCGUCACUGACGCGGUUACCACGCCCGCCAGCCAGGCAACCUCGACCUCGAGCGAGGACGAUGACGAAGACUGCGACGAGGACGAGGACACGACUGCGUCGUCCACAGACUCGGCGUCGGUCCCCACUGAGACUGAUGAAGAUUGCGAGGAAGACGACUCGUCAACCUCGACCCCAACUGCCGUUCAGACGAGCACCGACCCCACUCAAACCGACGAUGACGAGGACCUCCCUUGGUGCGACGAGGAAGACGUCACCACAGACUCCAGCACCCAGGCGACCCCGGCCACUGGAUCGAGCGACCCUGUCAACACUGCCUCGGCCAACACCUCGCCAGCGGCGGUCCCGGACUCGACUGUAACUGCCGGAGCCACCGCCCAGACUGGCUCGUCCGACUCCAACUCAUCGGGUGGUAGUGUCGCCACGCCUUCGGAGGCGACCUCGUGUGGCGAUGCUGCUACGGUCACUGUCACUGUCACCGUUACUGCGGGCGCCGCUCAGGCAACUUCCAACGGUAGCAGCGACUCGAACAGCAGCAGCAACUCGAACAGCGGCAGCGACUCGAACUCGGUCGUUGGCAGCACCAGCCCCACCACCGUGUCCACUGGCAAUGUCAGCUCCCCCACCGAUGGUGUCAACACCCCGACAGCAUCUGUGACCGCUGCAUCGCCAGUUGAGACAGCCGACAGUGACGAUGAGGACUGCGAAGAGGAUGACGAGCCCACUGAGACAACGGCACCCUCUUCUACCGAGACUAGCGUCGACGACGAAGACUGUGACGAGGAGUCUGACGACUCGACAGUGGCUGCCAGCGGCACUGCCACAUCUCCCGAAGCGGUCCAGACUGGAGACGACGAGUGUGAAGACGAUGACCAGGUUGAGUCUGUCGGAUCCACUGGCGUGGCCACUCCCGUUGUGACUGAGGCUUCGGCCGCCCAGGUUACUGGAUCUGAUGUCGCCAACGCGACGGAUGCUCUCACUCCUGAGUCCACUCCCGCUCUUGAGUCGACCACUCUCGAGUCCACUACCGACUCUAGCGUGCCCGAUGCCACGGAGACUCCCCUUGCCCGCCGUUUCCGCAUCUGGCGUGGUUAA
Messenger RNA from Apiotrichum porosum, 1359 nucleotides. RefSeq lists its product as uncharacterized. The transcript has 3 exons. Lineage: Eukaryota; Fungi; Basidiomycota; Tremellomycetes; Trichosporonales; Trichosporonaceae. The coding region runs from base 1 to 1359 and encodes 452 amino acids. The record is from RefSeq and is a predicted model, not a curated record.